CCAUCUACUAAAAUCACCCACCGCCAUGAGAGGAGACCAUCCCCACCACCAAAAAAUAUUCACCCCCUUAAAGCUAGCCAAACCCAUCGCCUACCUCCUCCUCCUCCUCAUCUCCUUUACCCUAGGCUACCUCUCCUCCUCUUCUUCUCCCACCACCUCCUCCUCACCCCCCUCUUUUCCUCCCUCCACCCCCAUACUCUACCAACUAGCCAGCCUCCCGACUAACCUCGACCACUUCCUACUCACCACUCACUGCUCUCCCCCACUCCCUCCUCACCUCAUCCGCCAAACUCUCCUUGACCACCUCUUCAACUCCACCUCCCCCUUCACCAACUUCCCCCCUCCCCACGCCGCUCCUCUCCUCCGCCAUAGCCGCAUCAAGGGCUGGGGCUCCAAAGGCGCCGUUUUCCAAAACCUCAUCCAAAAACUCAAACCCCAAACCAUCAUCGAAGUUGGCACCUUCCUCGGCGCCUCCGCCAUCCACAUGGCGGAGUUAACCCACCAAUUCGGCCUCAACACUACCCAAAUCCUUUGCCUCGACGACUUCCGUGGCUGGCCUGGCUUCCGCGGUCGAUUUAGCGACAUCAGCCUCCUAAAUAGCGACGUUCUUCUGCUUUACCAGUUCAUGCAGAACGUCGUGUCAGUAAACGCCACGGAGUCGGUUUUGCCCGUCCCGUUUUCGACCGGGGCGGGGCUUGACUGGCUCUGCCAGAUGGGCGUGUUUGGAGACUUGAUCGAAGUGGAUGCAGGUCAUGAUUUUAUUUCGGCAUGGUCCGAUAUUAACCGGGCCUACCGGAUUUUACGUCCUGGCGGAAUAAUAUUCGGGCAUGAUUAUUUUACGGCGGCAGAUGACAGAGGUGUAAGAAGGGCGGUAACUUUGUUUGCUCGAGUUUAUGGACUUAAGAUUAAGCUUGAUGGGCAGCAUUGGGUCAUUGACUCGAGUUAAAUAAACUUAAUUUAAUUGGUUGGGUCUCUAUAUAGUAAACUAUAUAAUGUAAAUUUCGAAAUCUUAUAGAUGAUCAGAGCUUAUAGGCUUAUAGAGUUUUUCUUUUCUUUUUUAAACAUUAUAGAGUUAAACAUAUAUUUUACUAUGCUAUGAUAAAAUUUGAGUUGAUAUUUUUAUAUUCUUAAUUAUUUAGUCAUUUGAUGUGUAAUGAUGUGAUUAAUGUUGACAUGACACUUAAUGAUCUUUUAUUAAUGGCUUGAUGCUUGGUAUUGUAAGAAAAAAUAUGAAAGUGGCAUUUGAUGCU
Molecule: messenger RNA, 1250 nt
Organism: Malus domestica (apple)
Lineage: Eukaryota; Viridiplantae; Streptophyta; Magnoliopsida; Rosales; Rosaceae
Source: RefSeq, a predicted model, not a curated record